Saccoglossus kowalevskii is the source of this 1248-nucleotide messenger RNA. Its product is annotated as BMP-binding endothelial regulator protein-like. Lineage: Eukaryota; Metazoa; Hemichordata; Enteropneusta; Harrimaniidae. Gene Ontology annotation, cellular component: extracellular matrix. The record is from RefSeq and is a predicted model, not a curated record.
CUGUGCAACCGUGUAAGAGAAGCCUGGCUAGUGUGUCCACCCAUACAAGUAAGAUAUUUGAUAUUCAGGAUGCCAAUUUUAUUACAAUGCUUGUUAGUCGCCACUUCAUUGACGCUGACAACGUGCAGUGAGGAUGGGCUUUCUAAAUGGGUUUUCCCGAAACAGACUCGUGCUGAGGCAGCUUGUCCUGCACUUGAAUAUUCUGCCGAUGUCAUGACUGAAGCCGACACUCCUGUUGCUUCGAUGUGCCGAGCCUCGUGUCAAGCUGACGAAACGGAAAUAUGUGACUACGAUGUUAAUGUCUUACCCUGUGGUACGUCGGACGACAAAUUGGGAUGCAAGUCGUGUGCUAAUAAUGACGUUCUGGAAAAGAAGCAAGGGCUUGGUUUUAAUAUAUGUAAUUGGUUUUGUCACAACAAUUGCGAAAAAUAUGGAGGGACGUGUAGACUGUUUACAUGUAGAAAGGAUGAGCGCUUAGGAAAGGUGGGAACUUGCCCACUGCCAUGGCUAUGCAAAUGUUGCAAACCAAUACCAACGACAAAGCCAUAUACAGGGCCACAUAAGGAGCCUGCUCAUGAACUGGGUGACCCACAAUUCCGUACAUUCGACGGCUUUCAUUACAUGUAUAAUGGUCACAGUGAUUGCGAGUACGUAUUCUUUCAAGAGUGUGUGCCUCGUCCAUCAUUCACUGUUUUGAUCAGACACCAUUAUCUGAAAGAAGCUAUGAAAAUGGUGGUCACUGAAGUGUCAAUUGUUCUUAAUGGGAACCGUGUAACCUUGAUUGAAAACAGACUUUACAUAAAUGGCAAAAUCCAUAAUCUACUGACUCCACUGAUACUUGGAAAUCUUACAGUGAAACGAGACAAUGCAGGAUAUGUGAGAGCAACACUGGAUUCAACAUUUACAUUGACAUGGAACGGCAAAGGACGCGUUGCUCCUGUUCUAAACCAAUCUAUGUUCGGAAAAGUAUGUGGCUUGAUGGGAAACGCUGACGGGGACCCGUCUAAUGAUAUGCAGAUCCCGAUGCCAGAUGGGAAACUGAAAUUAGUUACUGAGUCUGAUAAAUUUGGGGACAAGUGGAUUGUACCAGGAAGUUGCAGUUUAUAAUCCGAAAUGAGGACGUUACUAUUGAGAAAAUCUAUAUAUUCGACGGUGGUGGCGGGUAUUUGGUUUACGUUAUUCGUAUGUAAAACAGGUGUAAUAAGCAGUGUAUACAUUUGGUGGUAAUAAAAUGCGGUUACAGCAAAA